AAGGGGAUGACCGAGCGCAUUCAUAACAUCAAUCUUCACAACUUCAGCAAUUCUGUACUUGAGACCCUCAAUGAGCAGCGUAACCGUGGGCACUUCUGUGACGUGACAGUUCGGAUCCAUGGAAGUAUGCUGCGAGCUCACCGGUGUGUGCUGGCUGCUGGGAGCCCCUUCUUUCAGGACAAGCUGCUCUUGGGCUACAGCGACAUUGAGAUCCCUUCUGUGGUCUCUGUGCAAUCCAUCCAAAAGCUGAUUGACUUUAUGUAUAGUGGGAUCCUGCGGGUGUCUCAGUCAGAGGCCCUGCAGAUCCUCACUGCUGCCAGCAUCUUACAAAUCAAGACCGUCAUUGAUGAGUGUACCCGCAUCGUGUCUCAGAAUGUGGGCCUGGCUGGUCCAGGGGGGUUCCCUGUUAUACCAGGAGAUUCUGGUCAGGAAACACCUCGUGGCACACCCGAGUCUGGCACCUCCGGGCCCAGCAGUGACGCAGAGUCAGGUUAUAUGCAAGCAACAUCACAGCAAAGUGUAGAACGUGCUUACACAUCACUGUACCCCUACCAAGGCCUUUCUCUACACAAUGGCACCCGCGAGCGCCCCCUUUAUAUUAGCCCUGUGUCAACAAAUUAUGAUCAGAUUCUCAGCAUUCAGAAGGACCAGCAAUCUCAAGAUCCGCCCUGGAUUAACCGCAUCCAGGAGAGGUGUCAGCAAGUCAACCGCUUUGGCUCCACGGGAGAAUCCAUUCACUGCCGCAAGCAACCCCGACCGGUACGCCUACAAACAGGAGGAAUGCACAUAAAGCAGGAGGCUGACGAUGAGUAUAGUUGCUACGAUAAUUUGGAGGACUGCCAAGAGGACACUGAUCAUAAUGAGGGUGUGGAGAGUGAAUCCAAGGUGGAAAGUUUUGACUCAGGGGUUAGCUCCUCCAUUAGUACUGAGCCAGAUGCUUUGGAACAGCAGCCGUAUCUGACUAGCUUUGGGCGAGAAGUAGGUGGGGAAGGGCAGCAAGGUGAAGGAGGUUCACAGCAGAUAAAGGUCAGUGACUCUUCCCCUGAGCAGAUUCAAAGGACAGAGGACAGUGAUCCAUCCCACAGCACUAGUGACAGUAGCAUGAUGCAGCCUCUGCCAAACUCAGUCAUGUCCCAUUCCUUGACUGCCUUGCACUACAUACGCCAGGCAGAAACACGCACCAGCAAUCUAAGGAUGCCGCUCACCAGCAAUUCCCAGGUGAUGGGCUCUGCUGGAAACACCUUCUUGCCCCCACUCUUUUCUCCGCAGACAGGUAGAGAUAUUAAGCCUUUCCUCUACCUUCCCGGUCAGCACCAACAGUUUGCAAUGCCAUCAUUCCCAAAUCCGAUACAGACACCGCAAGCGCCAGCUCAGCAGCAGCAGCAGUCUUCAGGAGGAGGAAUGGGACAGGGAGAAAAGAAGCCCUAUGAAUGCACUCUCUGCAGUAAAACCUUUACUGCUAAACAGAACUACGUUAAACACAUGUUUGUCCAUACUGGUGAGAAGCCUCAUCAGUGCAGCAUCUGCUGGCGCUCGUUCUCUCUGAAGGAUUAUUUAAUCAAACACAUGGUGACACACACAGGGGUGCGAGCCUACCAGUGCAGCAUCUGCAACAAGCGUUUUACCCAGAAGAGCUCGCUCAAUGUCCACAUGCGGCUGCACCGCGGAGAGAAGUCCUACGAGUGCUACAUCUGUAAGAAGAAGUUCUCCCACAAAACCCUGCUGGAGAGGCACAUGGCGCUGCAUACAGCAGGCGGCGCUGUCAUGGGGCUGUUGGGGAGCGCAGGUACUGUGGGCCCAGUCUCCAUCCCCAUGCCUAUAGCUGCCCCCGAGCCCGGAGCUGGAGUUGUAGCCCUCGCUAUGCCAGUGAGCGGUGGUGCUGGAGUAGGGGUCGGAACGGGAGUGGGCGUAGCCGCUGAAGCGAGCUGCCAAGAAGGGACCACCUACGUGUGCUCCUCCAUCUCAGUGUGACCUGGAUGAGGGAUAAUGAGUCAUCCCAUCAUCACUUGACUUCUUGUAUCAUAAGGUGUUUGAUAGCAGACCAGGCUUGGAAGGGGAAGAAAUGACUUUCUCCCGUGUGUCAUAAGUUUCGAUAACAUACCCAGGCAAAUUAUUUUUUUUCUCGCUCCCCCUGUUGUAUUAGCAUCACAUGCUCUCCACUGUCUGUAGUUAUAUAUUCCUUACAAUGCUUUAGCUACUCGUGGUGGUGCUUAAUUCUCUUUUCUUCAGUGUUGCAAAACGUCAGUUAAAAGUUGUUGAAAACUUGCAACAUUAUCCAGACAAGUCCUAAUCUCGAUUGUGCUUCUUCUAGUUAGUUAAAAAAAAAAACUCUAGACUUUCUGUUUGCAAAGUUGUAUGCAUAGUUCCUGAAACAAAUCAUAUUAAAAAAAA
This is a messenger RNA of Thalassophryne amazonica, 2391 nucleotides long. Its product is annotated as zinc finger and BTB domain-containing protein 20-like. NCBI's taxonomy places the organism in Eukaryota, Metazoa, Chordata, Actinopteri, Batrachoidiformes, Batrachoididae. Gene Ontology annotation, biological process: negative regulation of transcription by RNA polymerase II; regulation of immune system process; regulation of cytokine production. Gene Ontology annotation, molecular function: protein binding. The transcript is spliced from 3 exons. Bases 7 to 1971 code for a protein of 654 amino acids. The record is from RefSeq and is a predicted model, not a curated record.